CUGACUUGUCAGCAAAAAAAAAAAAAAAAAGUUAAAAGAAAAAAAUAAAUCACGGAAGAGGUUCUGUGGUCUUUCCAGUUUGACAAGUUUUUUGCUUGCAAAGAAGGGGGAAGAGACGGGAAAACGGAAAAGGCGUAAAAUACGGUUUGUCAGUCGAUUCUGUCCCUGUUUUGUGAUAAAGAGUAAGAAUGGAGUCAGCGAUCAAGACAGUUGUGACAGUCUUCUUGAAGUCGUCAAAAGGCAAGGAGAACCUUGGAGAGAAGGACUUCCAAUCCCUAGUGAAGAACCAGCUGAAGAACAUACUGACGGACACAGACAGCACUGAGGCUGUAAAGACAAUGCGUCAGGGCCUUGAUUCGGACAAGGAUGGAAAAGUCAGCUUCCCGGAGUACCUGAAGCUGAUUGGCUACAUAGCAGAGUCAUUCAGUGGACGGUGUUUCAGCGAGAAGGAGACACAGGUGGCAAGUUCAGUCCACGAGACACCGGCUGAGGUCCCAACUGUGACAAAUGUAGAGCCCAAAGAUGGCAAACAGGAGGAGCCUGUAAAAGAGGAGGUGGCAGCCAAAGUACAGGAAGAGGAAGAUGAAGAGGAAGGAGAGAAGGCAGAAGCGGUAGAAGAAAUAGAGGAGACCUCAUAAGAGCUUGAGACAGUUUAAACUAACUUCCCUAAACCUCAUGUAUACUCACAUCUGUUUCAUUGUCAUAUUUUUAAUAAUAUAUUUUAUUACAUAGCCUACCAACUUUGUCCACAUUACAACGUCAACUUUUACCACUGCAUUGCAGUAUAAACCACUCCAUAUUGUUCAUUCUUACAAAACCUAAUUGUCAUUUGUACUGAUCUGUAUUGUAUUUUAACCAUUUAAAGAUUCAUUUACAUUAAAAAUGCAUCAUGGAUCUAUAAAUAUGCAAUGCAGUAUCUCUGGCAGUAAGUUUACAAGUGCCACUCUUGGCAUGUAUAAUCAACUGACUUUCGUGUUACUUAUGAGCCAAUAGUAUACCCACCUGUGAUUCACUGAUUCAGCCCCAUGUCCACAACUAUUGUCAAUUCUUUUUUCUAGAUAUGUGCAAACGUUUACGUCUUUUUAUACACAUUGGGAUGCUUAACAUGCAUGCUAACAUUAUUUCAUCACUUCUUACCAAGUGGUGGCCAAUAUUGAGCCUUAGUUCACAUACCACUGCCAAGUUUGAAUGAAGCCAUAUUUGCAUGACAAUAAACCUAUUGUCUUUAAGAAUUUAGUUUAAUAGCAUGCGUGUUCUUAUGCUCUCCUUUUUUCGUCUUGUUUUCUUUUAUUUCUCUUCUUUGGCGUGUCUGAGCCUAGCAAAGCUACUAGCAAGUGCUUCCUCUCCAUGAGUCAAAUAUUUUUCUGUCUUAUUUGCAUUUGUGUUCUUCUUUCACUUAGCUAGCUUUGUCUAGCUUUAUCUUAAGAACUGGUAUGUCAGGUGCUUGGUGUCCUUAUAAUGACUGGAGCUUAAUAAUUAAAAGCCAUUAGAUGGAAUCCACACCAGUGGACCCACGUGGCCCUGUCGGAGCCCAAAAUAGCCCUGCAGUAUUGGGCCAAUGACCGAGGAAGGGCCCCAAAACAGCUAGCACACCUUCACACAAUAUAUCCACACACAUUAGGAAACUGGAAAGAAAAAAGAAAGAAACUUAAUUUACAUUUGAAAUUUGAUUACUUAUGCUAGAUGUUUUUUGUUUGCAUCUUUCUCUUUAACAGUAACUUUUGUUGUUUCCGUUUUUGUUUGUUUUUUUGUGAUGUGACAGGAAUGCGGAGAGAAAAAUGAUCAUGCCAUCAAAAUUGACUUGCUUUUAGAAAUUCUCCCUAAUGCAUUGGCUAGUUUUCUAUGUGCAGAAAAGUAUUACUAACAGAAUACUAAUGUGAAUGCCUAGAGUGGAAAUGGAUGUUGGGCAGGGGCAAAUCUAAUUGAAAGUCUCAGUUAGGAAUCACUGAAUUUGUCAGGUUAUAUUUUUCCUAAAACUUUCAAGCGACAGCCAUGCAGGUGGGAAUUAAGAAGUUGGGGACAUAUGGGAAGCCAGUAGAUAACUCUUAAUGAAGUUCUCUGUCCCUGCUAAUGUCAAUGUUUGUUAGUUUAUUUGUAUCUAUGCAAUGGAAUCACAUAACUCCUACAACCACAGCUCUGUAUGUCAUAAUUGGGUUUUUAAUUUAUACUAAUGAAGCAUCUCUGAGACCACUAAAUGUUCAAUGUAUAAUUUGUAUCUAUGUAUCUGAAAGAAAUCAAUAGCCAUAUGGGUCAGUUUUCAUAGCGGUUUUUCAUGUUCUACUCCGCCAUGUAUUAGCUACAUAUUCAUUUGACUUUUUUUUUUAACCUGACAAUGUAUCAAAAGCUUGAAAUUAGAAAAUGUAUCUUGCUUUAGACUUUGUCACUGAAGCAAUUUUCUCCAUCUCUGCUUAACGUUUGCCUUUUUUAUACAAGUAGAUAAAGAAAAUUAUUUUUACGCUUGGUACAAAAAAGUCUUGGGUGCUUAA
Molecule: messenger RNA, 2486 nt
Organism: Electrophorus electricus (electric eel)
Lineage: Eukaryota; Metazoa; Chordata; Actinopteri; Gymnotiformes; Gymnotidae
Gene: s100u
Product: S100 calcium binding protein U
Cellular component (GO): perinuclear region of cytoplasm
Molecular function (GO): calcium ion binding; calcium-dependent protein binding
Source: RefSeq, a predicted model, not a curated record